AGUUAGUUCGAUUAAACUUAGCGUCGGAGAUGAGUGUCGUAUCUUUCCAAAGAAUACCAAACCUGUUGCUCCUAUGUGAAAAUUUAAAUAUUCGGCAAUGCUAAUAACCAAAAACUGUUCUUCGCGAUAAGGCGGUAAUAUUUUAACUCCGGUUAGUGAUUGGUUUGCCGAGUUUCAAACAUGGGAUUAGCAUUAACCAAGGAUUCGUCAACCAUGGAGCAGGAGACCGAUAGGGCCGAAAGUGUGAUUUCCUCUAAAUUACAUGGCAGGCAAGCCAGUAUUAGACAGAGUACAAUACGUACAAAAUCUAAACAGGCUAUGCCAGAACCAAACGAAUUAGAGAGACGGUUCACUAAAGUCCUGGCUUCUAUGGACCUGCCGCCGGACAAGGCUAAACUUCUGAAAAGUUAUGAUUCCGAGAAAAAAUGGGACAUUAUCUGUGAUCAGGAGAUGGUCCACGCAAAGGACCCUCCGUCUUAUUAUUUAAAUAAACUCCGUACAUAUUUGGACCCCAAAGCAUCCAGAAGUCAUAGGAAAAGGAAAUUGGUUUUGGAAUCGACGUCUACUCAAGUUCUUAGAGAUUUGGAAAUUUCGUUGCGCACAAACCAUAUAGAAUGGGUUCGGGAAUUCCUCAAUGAAGAAAACAAUGGCUUAGAUGUUUUAAUAGAUUAUCUCAGUUUUCGCCUUGGAAUGAUGCGACACGAACAGAGGAUAGCCGAAUCUCGAUCGACAUCAGAGGAACGGCUUAACCCCCAAGCUCAAAGCACUUUAAAUUCUACAAAUUUCGAAAAAACCCUUGAUAAAACCUUUGAUAGCAGAGGUAACGGUUACAUGAGGAUGCCUUUAGAACUCAGUGAUAGUCCCAGUUUGAAGAGGCGCUCAAAACAUGUGGCCAAACUGAACAUGGGUGAAUCGAAAGAUGAUAUACACGUUUGUAUAAUGUGCAUGAGGGCUAUAAUGAACAACAAAUAUGGUUUUAAUAUGGUCAUACAACACAGAGAAGCAAUAAAUUGUAUAUCACUUAGUUUAAUACACAAAAGCCUACGCACAAAAGCACUGGUAUUGGAACUCUUAGCUGCGAUAUGUUUGGUAAAAGGCGGACACGAAAUUAUAUUGUCCGCUUUUGAUAAUUUUAAAGAAGUCUGUCACGAGAGGUACAGAUUUCAAACACUCAUGGAUUACUUUUUAAAUUAUGAAGUAUUUCAUAUAGAAUUUAUGGUAGCGUGUAUGCAGUUCGUAAACAUUAUAGUACAUUCGGUGGAAGAUAUGAAUUUCAGGGUACAUUUGCAAUAUGAGUUCACCGCCUUAGGACUGGAUAGCUAUUUAGAAAAAUUGAGAUUCACUGAAAGUGAAGAGCUUCAAGUGCAGAUAUCAGCUUAUUUGGAUAACGUUUUCGAUGUGGCAGCUCUCAUGGAAGAUAGCGAAACUAAAACGGCCGCUCUAGAGAAAGUUACGGAAUUGGAGGAUGAAUUAGCCCAGAUGCACGAAAGGCUACAAGAUAUUGAACACACAGCUUUAGAAAAAAUAGCCAUGCUCGAAACAGAUUUGAUUCAGACAAGGCAGGAAAGGGAUGAACUAUUGGAGUGUAAAAAGAGAACAGAUGAAGAAAUGUCGACAUUGCGCAGGGUUGUGCAACAUCACGAACAGGAAUCCCGAAAUAGGCAGUCAAUGUUUGAAUCAAAAAUUGCCGAUUUGGAAAAUGUUGGCAAUACUUCUGUGGUAACCUCUACAUCUGAACAUUCGGGUUUGCAUCAACUGCCUUCAGAUGUAAAAUCGGCCGCGUCGACUCCUUCCGUUCCCGUGCCUCCACCUUGUCCACCACCAGUAGUAAUUGCACCACCGCCACCGCCUUGUCCUCCUCCACCACCUUUAAAAUUGCCUGGUGCUCCUAUACCUCCACCCCCCGCUGGCUUCAUGCAAGCUCCGGAAGGAGCCAUGACGAUCAAACGCAAAGUGCAAACCAAAUACAAAUUGCCAACCAUCAAUUGGAUUGCUCUCAAACCAAAUCAAGUGAGGGGUACGAUAUUCAACGAAUUAGAUGAUGACAAGUUGCACGGGUACAUCGACUUCUGCGAGUUUGAGGAGAAAUUUAAAAUUGGCAACACCGGACCAUUAGCGAACGGCGGUUGCGAAGCCGAUGGUUUAACUUCUUUUCCCAGCAAGAGGUUUAAAAAACCCGAAAAUGUUACUCUGUUAGAGCAUACCCGGCUAAGGAAUAUAGCAAUAUCUCGAAGAAAACUGGAGAUGCCUCCUGAAAAAGUAAUAAAUGCAAUAAAUAUGUUAGACCUCAAGCAACUUUCUUUAGAAAAUGUAGAGUUGCUUCAAAGAAUGGUGCCAACGGAACAGGAAACUAAAGCGUACCGAGAAUACAUACUGGAGAAGAAAAAUAUCAACUUACUUACAGAGGAAGAUAGGUUCCUGUUGCAAUUAACCAAAGUUGAAAGAAUCUCGGCAAAAUUAUCCAUCAUGAGUUACAUCGGGAACUUCUUUGACAACUUACAUCUUAUACAACCACAAAUACAUGCCAUCAUCUCAGGAUCGAAUUCCGUCAAAAACUCAAGAAAGCUUCGUUCUGUCUUGGAAGUUAUUUUAGCUUUUGGCAAUUAUUUAAAUAGUAGCAAAAGAGGACCAGCAUAUGGCUUUAAACUUCAAUCUUUAGAUUCUUUACUGGAUACUAAAUCGACUGAUAAACGAUUGUGCCUUCUACACUAUAUUGUAGCUACCAUAAGACAAAAGUUUCCCGAUUUGCUUAACUUCGAUUCCGAACUUCAUUAUAUUGAUAAAGCUGCCGUUGUCUCUUUGGAGAAUAUCUCGACAGACGUCCACGAAUUGGACAAAGGAAUGGAAGCUGUCAGAAAAGAAGCAGAAAUAAGGGGUAGAGGCAGCCAUAGUUUAGUAGUUCGAGAUUUUCUCGCCAAUGCAGAGGAUAAGCUGAGGAGGUUGAAAAGUGAUUCAAAGAUGGCACAAGAAGCAUUUAGGGAGUGUGUUGAGUAUUUUGCUGAAUCUCCAAGAACUACUGAUGCCAAUAACUUCUUUUCGCUGUUGGUUAGAUUUGUAAAAUCAUUUAAGACUGCAGACCAAGAGAAUGAGCAGAGAAGAAGGUUAGAGCAGGCCGCCCAGAAUGCCAACAAUAAAGCCAACGAAGAUGUAAUCAAGAAGAACAAAAUAAAUCAGAAAAAACAACAGGUAGCCAAACUCUUAAAAACUUUGACGAUAAAACAUAUAGUGUUGAUGUACAGAGAAAAUGCAGUGUUAAGAAUACAGCGGUAAAGUGAAACAACAAAAAAAGUAAGUACAGAGUGUUUAUUUCGUGGUAGUUUCUUCCAAAGUGGAAAUUCAAGGUAAGCAUAUUAUUUUGCUUUACAAAAUCUAUGGUUGGUUACUGAAAUUAUUGGACAUAUUAUAUACAGUAUGACCCAUUUUAAUUAGAAACACAUUGGAAUCAACAUCAAUAAAAAAAUGUAGUCCAUUUGGAAUUAUUCACUGUAUACAGAUAACAAAAAAAAAAAUAUGACACCCUAGGUUAAACCUCCAAUGUAAUAAAGAUAUGAUAGUGACGACGAAUGAUAUGCUGUUGACAUGUUUGUCAAAGAUUUUUGCUGAAGCACCGGACAUAUGUCAGUUUAAUAGAUAUGUAAUUACAUCUUUCAUGAUCACUUUUUGCUAAGACGAAAAAUAAAUCAAAAUUACAUUGACACAUUACUUUACAUCCAAUUAAGCCAACAUACUUAUUAAUAUAUACCAAAAUGCAUUUCGCUCCAUGUAUGAAAAAGGGUCACUAGAUACGCAUUGACAGAAAGAAGUGUUUUUUUUGUAGAUUGUUCCAAAGUGCAGAGGAGUCAGUACGUGAAUUAAUGGUCUUUGAAUUAACAUUAUUUUUUGAUUUACUAAUUUUCGUUACAAAUGGUAAUAUAGGUAAGUGGUUGGUUAUUUUAUUUUAUUUUGUAAUUAGACUAGGUAUUUACAAAAUAAUUGUAGCGCAGUUGUUGCAUUUGCUAGUAUAGAAAAUCUGUAAUCUCUAAAACUAUAAAAAGGGCAUUAUUACCAAGUGGCGUCGGGCAAAUUAAGAUAUAAAGAAGUCGAUCAAAAAUGGGUAUACUAUAUUCAGAAAAAAGUCGUGGUCCAAAGGUUCAUAUCUAAAAACGAAGGUUAUUAAACAAAUUUUGGUUCGGAAUACAGUAAGAAUAGUAAAAAGCACCGGAACGCAUAAAUUUCUCCAAAACUACCAAAGCUGCAACUUUAAAAUUCAUGCACGGUUUUGAGCAGGCAUGUUGUCAGAUUUUCAAUUUUUUCGUCGAACGUCAUAAUUUUGUUAUUUUAAAUUUAAUGCCCUAUUUAUUUUUGUUGCAAUGAAUUGUGCAUUUUGUAAGGUCAAAAGUUCAAAAUGUUGUUUCCAUUAAUUACUGAGCUUCGUCAACACUGCUUUUUCAAUAAAAAGUACCGAAAGGCUUAAAUGUAUUUGCUGGAACGAUAAAAUCCAAUACCCCCAUGUGCCAAAUUCAAAAAUCCAAUGUUGUCAGAUUUCGCAAUGAUAUUAUUAAUUCUGGUAACCUUUUACUGAAACAAUUCUAAAUUCAUUGCAACAAAAAUAAAUAGGGCAUACCAUUUAAAAUAAUCUGAUGACGUGUAACAUGAAAGUGGUAAAUCGGACAACACUGCUGUUAGCAUUUUUGAAUUCAGGAUGUUCAAAAUCCCACACGUAUUGAAUUUUAUCGCUCCCGCAUUGACAGUUUUGUAAAUAUUUAAGCGUUCCGAUACUUUUACUAACUCUGUAUAUACCAAAACAAGUAUUUACGUCUCGACAUAAAAAACUAUCAACCUAAAAGAAAGGUUAGUAAGUUAUAAAAUGAUGUAAACGCGAUGGACCUGGAGAAAUAAGAGCAGAAAAAAGUAAACUGUUGGAAAUAAAAAAAAGAUGGAAUCUACUAAGAAAGUAAUAGCAGAAACAUAAUACCUGCAAGCCUUAGUACACCAUAUCAAAGACAGACCAAGAUGUAUACAUCACCUACUGGCUCUGCUCUGCAUGGUGACCACCCUAUCCUGAUGUUACCGCCUAUUACCAGCUCCAUUGCCGCUGUACCUGCUUCUAUAUUGUUUGAGGGGGGCGGAGCAUAUUGGUGAAAGGUAAAGGCCUGAGUCGCGGUUAAGAUUGUUAGAGGUUGCUUAUAGAUUUCUAGGUUUCGAAGCUACGCUGCGAUAGAAAAUCUGAUUUCUAGUAAGACGCCUUAACCGACAGGCCAAGACUAAAUCUGGAUGUCGAAUUAUUAUUAUAAACAACUUUGACAAAUAGAGAAGACAGCAAUAAAUACAAAUAAAUAUCAUGCUAUUAAAAAUUACAGCACA
Messenger RNA from Cylas formicarius (sweet potato weevil), 5343 nucleotides. RefSeq names its product formin-like protein. Gene Ontology annotation, molecular function: small GTPase binding; actin filament binding. Gene Ontology annotation, cellular component: cytosol. Bases 181 to 3270 code for a protein of 1029 amino acids. The record is from RefSeq and is a predicted model, not a curated record. Lineage: Eukaryota; Metazoa; Arthropoda; Insecta; Coleoptera; Brentidae. Gene Ontology annotation, biological process: cortical actin cytoskeleton organization; cell migration; regulation of cell shape. The transcript is spliced from 14 exons.